Hipposideros armiger (great roundleaf bat) is the source of this 4278-nucleotide messenger RNA. Its product is annotated as zinc finger protein 791-like. Gene Ontology annotation, molecular function: RNA polymerase II cis-regulatory region sequence-specific DNA binding; DNA-binding transcription factor activity. The transcript has 4 exons. Bases 170 to 2014 code for a protein of 614 amino acids. The record is from RefSeq and is a predicted model, not a curated record. Lineage: Eukaryota; Metazoa; Chordata; Mammalia; Chiroptera; Hipposideridae. Gene Ontology annotation, biological process: regulation of transcription by RNA polymerase II.
UCUAUGGUGGUGUGGACUGCGUGCUCGUAGCUUCUUCCUGCGGCCGCACCCGUGUAGCCUCUCGCUGCCCUUAAAGGCUGCUGGUGGCUCCGCCACAUCUUCUGUCCAUUGACCUGCACUUGCCGCAAGAGUCGAAGGCUGGAAAGCAGGGAACCCCAGAAACCGAGAAAUGGACUCAGUGGCCUUUGAAGAUGUGGCUGUAAACUUCACUCUGGAGGAGUGGGCCUUACUGGAUCCUUCACAGAAGAAACUCUACAGAGAUGUGAUGCGGGAAACCUUCAAGAACCUGGCCUCGAUAGGGAGAAAAUGGGAAGACCAUAACAUUGAAGAUCAGUACAAAAAACAUAGAAGAAACCUAAGAAGUCAUAUGGUCAAGAGACUCUGUGAAAAUAAAGAGGGUAAUCAAUGUGGAGAAAACUUCAGCCAUAUCCCAAUUGUUAAUCUGAACAAGAAAACUUCUACUAAAGUAAAACCGUGGGAGUGCAAUGUGUGUGGAAAAGUCUUCAUGAGUCGUUCAUCUCUUAAUAGACACAUGAGAUCUCACACUGCGCCCAAACCACACAAGUAUCAGGAAUAUGGAAAGAAGCUUUAUAAAUGUAAGCUAUGUGGGAAAGCUUUCAGUUAUCUCCAACCUUUUCAAAAACAUGAAAGAAAUCACAGUGUAGAGAAAUCCUAUAAAUGUAAGGAAUGUGGGAAAUCCUUUAGGUAUCGCCAGUCUGUUCGCAAACAUGAACGGACUCACACUGGAGAGAAACCCUAUCAAUGUAAACAAUGUGGGAAAGCCUUUAGAUAUCAUCAAACCUUCCAAACACAUGAAAGAACUCACACAGGAGAGAAACCCUAUGAAUGUAAGCAAUGUGGUAAAGCCCUCAGUUGUCCCAGUUCCUAUCGAAGUCAUGAAAGGACUCAUACUGGAGAAAAACCCUAUGAAUGUAAAAAGUGUAAUAAAGCCUUCAGUUGUCCCAGUUCUCUUCGAAAACAUGAAAGAACUCAUACUGGAGAGAAACCCUAUGACUGCAAGGAAUGUGGGAAAGCUUUCAUUUCUCUUGGAAGCUUUCAAAGACACAUGAUAACACAUACUGGAGAUGGACCUUAUAAAUGUAAGGAAUGUGGGAAAGCAUUCAAUUGCCCGAGUUCAUAUCGAAUACAUGAAAGAUCUCACACUGGAGAAAAACCCUAUGAAUGUAAACAAUGUGGUAGGGCCUUCAGUUGUUCCAGUUCCUUUCGAACACAUGAAAGAACUCACACUGGAGAGAAACCCUAUCAAUGUAAAGAAUGUGGAAAAGCCUUCCAUUGGCUCACCACUUUUCAAGUCCAUGUGAGAACUCACACUGGAGAGAAACCCUAUAUAUGUAAGCAAUGUGGUAAAGCCCUCAGUUGUCCCACUUCCUUUCGAAGACAUGAAAAGACUCACACUGCAGAGAAACCCUAUGAAUGUAAACAGUGUGGGAAAACCUUCAGUUCUGCUCUAGGUUUGCAAAUACAUGAAAGAACUCAUACCGGCGAGAAACCCUAUAAAUGUGAGGAAUGUGGGAAAGCAUUUGUAUCUCUCACAAGCUUUCGAAGACACAUGAUGACGCACACUGGAGAUGGACCUUAUAAAUGUAAGGAAUGUGGGAAAGCAUUCAACUGUCCCAGUUCAUUUCGAAUACAUGAAAGAACUCACACAGGAGAGAAACCCUAUGAAUGUAAAAUAUGUGGUAAAGCCUUCAGUUGUUCCAGUUAUGUCCAAGUACAUGAAAGAACUCACACUGGAGAGAAACCCUAUGAAUGUAAGGAAUGUGGGAAAGCCUUCAUUUAUCGCACAACCUUUCGAGGUCACAUGAGAGUGCACACUGGAGAGAAACCAUAUAAAUGUGAAGAAUGUGGGAAAGCCUUUAGUCGGCCCAGUUCAUUUAGAAGCCAUGAAAGAAUUCACACUGGAGAGAAACUUCUUCAGUGUAAGCAUUGUGGAAAGGCCUUCAAUUGGCCCACAUCUUUACAUAAGCAUGUCAUGAGAAUGCACACUGGAUAAAUUGUAACUGAUUAAUACAGGAAAGUUUUCAGUCUUAACAAAUAUACUCAAAGUUAUGUGAAAACUCCAUUGGAGAGAAAGGGCCAUAAAUAUAAGUAAUAUGGGGAAAGGCUGAUGCAAAUUAAUUCAUAUAAUACUCCAAAAACUGCACAACAUGAAAGAAAUGUUUUUAAAGUUAAAAAUACAUUGUUUUUAUCAAUGGGUCAUUCUGAAACUCAGUCUCUGGACUAUAGAUUCUGCUUGUUACUUUUGCAAAUGAACGUUGAGUUGAGACAAUUCUGUAAGUACUCUAAGCAAUAGUACAUAAGCUUUUAGUAGGUAGUGUUUUUCCUUAAACAGCUUAUAAAAUUUUUGUCUUUCCAUUUUGAAGUCUGUUGGAUCCAUGGGUAAGUUGAAAUGUAAUAUACCAAUAGGGUUAAUUUUUAUAUAAAUUUUUAAUUAUAUAAGUUAAGGGGAAUAAUGACUGGUAUUUGUUGGGAUUUUUCUAUUUGCUUCGUGUGGCAGGUACUGGAUAUUUCUUACCCCUUAUAAAUAUUCUUCCUUUCUUAUGAGAAAAACUUUCUUUUUCUUUCAUCAGAAGAGACUUUUUAAAUUUUCCUUACUAAUAGAUGGUUGGCAUAAAUUUGUAAGUAUGAAAAGUUCAUCAUAAAGUAUAAUCUUUGAAUUACUAUUUACAUCUUUUCCCUUUACUCUUUGCUAUUCCCUCGGACUGUGAUUUGGGUAAUAGACUUUACACUAAGAAAAGCAACCUGUACUGACAUCAACUUCAAACUUACAAAGCAGCCAUAAAAUAUUUAAUUAUUUUAGAUUUAAAUUCAACAUCUACAAUAACUGCACCAAAGCAACAUUUUCCCCCCAUCAAUCCAUUAAAUGUCUCCUAGAGUACUCUGAUGUCACCAUCUAAGGUAUCUUUUACCCAUAAUACAAUUAGAAUGAUUAUAUAUCAUAUAAUGAUAUCAUCAUUAAAGUCCACCAGUAGUAUUACCAUCCCUCUGUUGAGCAAGUAUUAUGUGCCCAGGCUGGACACUAGAAAUAUAACCGUGAACAUAACUAAAGUGGUCACUGCUCUCACAGUGCUUCAAGUCUGAGAUUAAUCACAUUUCUGGCUAUUUUCCUAAGUGUUAACACACACUGAUUCAGUUGUGUAAUAACAUUAUCUUUGGUAGCCCAUUAAGCCUUUAUAUUUGCAAAACAGAAAAGAGACCUGUGAUAGGACAAUCAAAUGUAAAAUUGAAGAUGGCUCUCCUGGAAUAUGUUAUGGCAACAUGGGUAAUGUUAUGACCUAACAUUUUCCAGAACGUUUUCUGUUCUUUUUGUGGUCCCAUGUUAGAAUUCAUUAAUAGCCUCACUUGUGUGAGAUUUGGAAAGGCAGAAAUAAAGAAGGCCUUAGUUUUUGAACCACAGUACACAGACAGAUGCAUAGAUGUUUCAUGUGUACUUGCUUCCAACCCAUUGUCCUGAUUCAUUGCCCUGCCAGUCAAGAGUGUCCUCAGUAUCACCACCAGCUACAUGACUUCCAUUUUCUCAGAGCUGUAGGUUUCCACAGAUGCCUCCACAAGUCCCACAGCAAAAAUCUGUCACAGUUUGGAUUUUCCUGCAAGCCUCAUGUGUCCACCAGGCAGCAAAUUUGGACUGUCAUGUUUCAGAAUGAUCUCUGAAGCACUGAAGCCCCUCUUGUCUAGAUUAUAUUUGUAUGUAGUCUAAUUUGUAAACACUUUGUUCUGUUAAUAUUGCUAGUGACCAUGUGUUCCUGAUUUCACUAUGACAUCUACAGUGGUGCUGUCCAAAAGAACCAUGUUGGAGUUGUUCCUCUGCUGCACUGAGCAGUGACUGCUCUGACCCAGUCCUUCCAUGUGAGAAUUGGCACCUUCCUCCUAUCAGGCAAAUUGUGAAUAUUUCUGAUUACUCACAGCUGAACAUAACUCCUCAGUACAUUUUCAAUUAUGUUUGCAUGUGAUUUAAAAGUGUUCAUUUUUUUUUGUCAAACCCUUCUGUAGAUGUUUCAUAUAAAUGUUUUAUUAACUGUUUCAAACAGUUUGUGUACUAACAUGUUUUCCACUUCCUGAUAGGAUAUAUAUAUUAAGACAUCCCAUUGCAGUUGUGGAUUUUUAGAUCAAUUUUGUGAUUUUUGUCAAGUAAUCAUUAUACAUUUUGAAUCAGUGUUACCAUGUGGUAUUUUUCCCUCGGGCAAGUUUUUUAUUCUCCUAUAGUUAAAAUGUUUGUCAAUAAACUAACCUGUCAUUCAUUCUUAAUUAAAAACUUAC